GACGGAGCCUAGGAGAGCCUCUGCUCUUUGCUCUGUGCUGUUGAGUACGCGGCGCCACUUAGAAAAUUUGCCGGGCGGGAUUUCCGCAAAUUAUCAAGUAUGGCGAAGACUUACGAUUAUUUGUUUAAACUGCUGCUGAUCGGGGAUUCAGGAGUCGGGAAGACCUGCGUGCUGUUCAGAUUUUCAGAAGACGCGUUUAACUCGACUUUUAUCUCAACUAUAGGUAUCGAUUUCAAGAUUAGGACGAUAGAGCUAGACGGCAAGAAGAUCAAGUUACAGAUAUGGGACACGGCAGGACAGGAGCGAUUCAGGACAAUCACAACGGCGUAUUACAGAGGCGCUAUGGGCAUUAUGCUGGUGUAUGACAUCACCAAUGAAAAGUCCUUCGACAACAUCAAGAAUUGGAUUAGAAACAUAGAAGAGCAUGCAUCAGCAGACGUGGAGAAGAUGAUUCUGGGCAACAAAUGUGACAUCAAUGAUAAGCGACAAGUUUCCAAAGACAGAGGAGAGAAGCUGGCGUUAGAGUAUGGCAUCAAGUUCAUGGAGACGAGUGCGAAGGCCAACAUCAACGUGGAAAAUGCAUUCUUAACACUCGCCAGAGACAUUAAAGCGAAGAUGGACACGAAACUGGAGGGUAACAAUCCUCAAGGCAGCAAUCAAGGAGUGAAGAUCACCACCGAGCAACAGAAAAAGAGCAGCUUCUUCCGCUGUGUUCUACUGUGAAGACCAAGGCCUUACUGUCCUCCACCCUGGGGCUGAACUCAACUGGACUGUGCUCUUGAUUUUAGCACCUCUCUCUCUCUCUCUCUCUC
Molecule: messenger RNA, 812 nt
Organism: Ictalurus punctatus (channel catfish)
Lineage: Eukaryota; Metazoa; Chordata; Actinopteri; Siluriformes; Ictaluridae
Gene: rab8a
Product: RAB8A, member RAS oncogene family
Exons: 8
Coding region: 100-723 (207 amino acids)
Biological process (GO): regulation of exocytosis; cellular response to insulin stimulus; Golgi vesicle fusion to target membrane
Cellular component (GO): synaptic vesicle; plasma membrane; endosome
Molecular function (GO): GTPase activity; GTP binding
Source: RefSeq, marked provisional